Molecule: messenger RNA, 800 nt
Organism: Dipodomys ordii (Ord's kangaroo rat)
Lineage: Eukaryota; Metazoa; Chordata; Mammalia; Rodentia; Heteromyidae
Gene: Rab38
Product: RAB38, member RAS oncogene family
Exons: 3
Coding region: 59-694 (211 amino acids)
Biological process (GO): vesicle-mediated transport
Cellular component (GO): trans-Golgi network; vesicle; Golgi apparatus
Molecular function (GO): GTPase activity; GTP binding
Source: RefSeq, a predicted model, not a curated record
CGAGCCCGUCUGGCUGCGCGUCCCCAGCCCCGCACCGCUCUGCGGGCCGGCCGUCAGGAUGCAGGCCCCGCACAAAGAGCACCUGUACAAGCUGUUGGUGAUCGGUGACCUGGGUGUGGGCAAGACCAGCAUCAUCAAACGCUACGUACACCAGAACUUCUCCUCGCACUACCGGGCCACGAUCGGCGUGGACUUCGCGCUGAAAGUGUUGCACUGGGACGCGGAGACCGUGGUGCGCCUGCAGCUCUGGGACAUCGCAGGUCAAGAAAGGUUCGGAAACAUGACAAGAGUCUAUUACCGAGAGGCUAUGGGCGCGUUUAUUGUCUUCGAUGUCACCAGGCCAGCCACAUUUGAAGCAGUGGUAAAGUGGAAAAAUGAUUUGGACUCGAAAUUAACUCUGCCUAAUGGCAAACCAGUUUCAGUGGUUUUACUGGCUAACAAAUGUGACCAGGGCAAGGAUGUGCUUAUAAACAAUGGCCUCAAGAUGGACCAGUUCUGCAAGGAGCAUGGCUUCGUAGGAUGGUUUGAAACAUCAGCUAAGGAAAAUAUAAACAUUGAUGAAGCCUCCAGGUGCCUGGUGAAGCACAUACUUGCUAAUGAAUGUGACCUAAUGGAGUCCAUAGAGCCUGACAUCGUGAAGCCUCAUCUCCCCUCACCCAAGGCCGUCAGCUGUUCCAGCUGUGCUAAAUCCUAGGAGGGUCCUAUGCUGGCAUAUGACAGACAUAAUCCCAUGAUCUCAUGAAUUAUGCCUCCAUUUGUACCAUUUUGGGUAAACCAGGAGGGGAAACACACGUGCCAAG